Messenger RNA from Aricia agestis (brown argus), 1764 nucleotides. RefSeq names its product tether containing UBX domain for GLUT4. Gene Ontology annotation, molecular function: protein binding. Bases 131 to 1639 code for a protein of 502 amino acids. NCBI's taxonomy places the organism in Eukaryota, Metazoa, Arthropoda, Insecta, Lepidoptera, Lycaenidae. The record is from RefSeq and is a predicted model, not a curated record. The transcript has 8 exons.
UACAAUUUUGCACUUGUUUUACAUCUAAAAACACAAAUCGGCUUUUAAAUUUUCAUCAUUCAAACGAUAUCUAAACGAUUAUAAAGAAUAGUAUUUUGAUUUUUACGAACUGUUGCUUUGCGAAAAUAAAAUGUCUCGGGACCUGACCGUACUGGCACCAAAUGGUCGUAGAACCAAAGUACACUGUACUCCUGAUACUACAUUCUUGAAGGUUUUAGAGGAUGUUUGCGCUAAACAAGGAUAUGAGGCGUCCGAUUAUGAUUUAAAACAUCAUAAUCAUGUCCUGGACUUAACAACAACAGUAAGAUUCUGUAAUAUACCAAAUAGAGCUACUCUUGAAAUGGUGGAAGCAGAAAAGAAGAGAGUAGAAUCAAAUGUGACAAUAGGGUUAACUUUAGAAGAUGGUGAAAGAAGAACAGGGGACUUUUCACCAAAUACAUCUCUACAUGACAUAGUCAUAGCUUUAGCACCUGAGGUGCUUAAUAGCUUACAAAAUCCAAUGAUAACAUACAUGAGACAAGAAGUAAUUGGCCUGCCAGCAUUCAAGGAGAAGACUUUGAGACAGCUUGGUUUGUUAACUGGAAGAGCUAUAUUAAGAUUACUAGACAAAAUACAUACAGAACAGGCCAAUGUUUCAUCAGUGUACAGGAAGGUGCAAGAAAAAAUUCCAGAAACUGAAUGUAAUUCAAAAGAAAUCAAUAUUUCUUUACAAAAUAAUAUGGAUGAAGCAGGCCCAUCAGAAAUUAAGAAAGAAAUUGAUAACUCUAACCAUUUCGACCCCAUAAAAUUAUUGAAAAAAGAAGCAGAAAUAGUAAAAGAUACUAAAAAUGAUAUCAAACAAUAUGAAGAAAAGGAGGAAUUGAAUCCUAUCAACAAAGUAGAACCAGUAAAGGAACAAAUUAAAAUUGAUGAAAACAAAUGUGCUACAGCAUGCCUGCCUGUCAUGGAUCAGCAGAUUCUUGAACGACGUCUUUGUAUUGAAGAUGAAGUGUCUUUUGUGGGUCCACAAAAAGCGAUAGCAUUUAUGCAACCUGACCAAAAUGAAGAUGAACUGGCAGAUCUACCUGAUGAUUUUUAUGACUUGAGCAUUGACGAAGUGAAAAAAAUAUAUCAUGAAUUACAAAAAAAUCGUAUUGAAUUGGAAAAUAUUCCUUUACUUAUAUCGUCUAAACGUAACGAAAUCCAGUCACAGCAAGUAACUAAAAUAGCUAACACAUAUAAAAACACAGUAGUAAGAAUACAGUUUCCAGACAGGAUAAUUUUACAAGGAGUUUUUAGUCCCAGUAACACAAUAGAAGAUGUAUUCAAUUUUGUUAAAGAACAUUUACACAAUCCAAACCAAUCAUUUCAUAUAUUCUCAACUCCACUGAAAGAAACACUUGAUCCAAAGAUGACAUUGCUGGAAGCAAAAUUUGUUCCAUGCGUUCUUAUGCAUUUCAAAUGGGCAGACGAUACUUGUAAUCAACAAUACCUAAAGGAAGAAAUAUACUCACAGAAGACAUCUAGUGAUGCUGCUUGUAUUCUUGCUUCAAAAUACAGAGCUCCUAGUCGAAGAAAAUUAGAACAUGAAAAUCCAGCAUCUGGUGCAGGCUCAUCUAAGUCUAAGGAGAGUAAGGUGCCCAAGUGGUUUAAGAAGUAGGGUUAUCAUUUAUAAACCUCCUAUUUAAUUAUAUUAUCACCACAAUUUAUACUUAUAAUCCGGCUGUCCAAUGAGGAUAACAAUGUAUGAGUACUUUUAUUAAAAUAUUGCUAAACUUUAUUUAA